AUGGACGCAGCGCCAGAUUCCGCCAAACCGGUAGCCAUUAUUGGCAUGGGAUUUCGUCUCCCAAGUGGCAUCUCAACAGACGCCCAGUACUGGGAUCUCCUAAUAAACAAGAAGAACGGUAGAUGUAGGGUUCCAGCAACGCGAUACAAUGUUGACGGCUUCAGCGGCGGCAAAACGCAGACCCAGUUCCUUGCCACGGAGUAUGGCUACUUUCUGCAGACGGAGCUUUCCAACAUUGACCCGUCCUUCUUCUCCAUGAAGCCGGCCGAGGCGACGUUGCUGGAUCCUCAAUUGAGGCUGCUGUUGGAAGUUGCCUGGGAGUGUAUGGAGAGCGCGGGCCAGACGCACAAGCUUGUUGGAUCCGACACUGGCGUCUUUGUCGGCGUUUUUGGGGAAGACUGGCACAAUAUGCUGCAUCGAGACGACCUGAUGCCCAACACAUGUAGAGUGCUGAGUGCGGGCGAUUAUGCGCUAUCCAACAUGCUGUCCCAUCACAUGACAAUACGAACGGCCUGUUCGUCUUCCCUUUCAGGACUUCACAUUGCUUGCCAGUCUCUCAACAGCGGCGACUGCUCGGCGGCGAUGGUGUUGGGUUCGAGUCUCAUCAUGGACCCGUCCAUGACCUUGGACAUGUCGGCACAGGGUGUCCUUGCCCCCGAUGGUCAAUGCAAAAUAUUCGAUACCCUCGCAGACGGCUUUGCACGCGCAGAAGCAGUUAAUGCUAUACUACUCAAGCCCCUGGAAGCGGCUAUCCGGGAUGGUGACCCGAUUCGAGCUGUUAUUCGCUCCACGGCCGUCAACUCGGACGGCAAAACACAGCAUGUGGGCACGCCCAGCGCCGAGGCCCAACAUUCCUUGAUAUUACGAGCCUAUCAAUCGGCAGGUAUCGACGAUCUCUCCAAGACACCAUUUGUGGAAUGCCAUGGCACGGGUACCAUGAAGGGUGAUCCAAUAGAAACGACGGCCGUGGGAAAGGCUUUUGGUACCCGGGGGACCUACAUCGGCUCUGUCAAGCCAAACUUGGGCCAUGGAGAGGGAGCAGCAGCCCUGACAAGCGUCAUCAAAUGUGUCCUGGCACUGGAGAAUAAGACGAUACCACCUAAUGUCAAUUUCGUCACACCAAACCCAAGAAUUCCUUUUGAAGAGUACAAUCUUCAAGUGCCGGGAGAGCCUGUUCCUUGGCCGGAGGGCCGGUGCCAGAGAAUCAGCAUCAAUUCCUUCGGAUUUGGCGGUGCCAACGGGCAUGUUAUUCUCGACUCUGCUGCUUCAUUUGCGGCCUACUGCGGCGCUGCCCGUCAACGGUACAGCAGCUCAGACAGCGAUAGCCUCGAACAUGGGCUCUCGCACUCGGACGAAAAUUUUUUGAGCCUUAGCCUACCUGCCAGCGUCUCUUCCCAAAGCUCUGACUGCGACUCUACUGUCCCAGAGGAGUUCCCGCGCAUCGUUGUCCUUUCUGCGCGUAGUGAAGAGUCCAUCAAGAGACGAAUUGCGGCGUUUGAGGCUUACAUGACAAACUCGCCGCCUGCAAUAAAUGAUAUCGCCUACACUCUUGGGAUGCGGACAGCACACAUGUCUCAUCGAGCGUUUGCUAUUCACCACAACGACAUUCAUCAGGCACUGCAAUUCAGCGUCGGAAAAAAGAUUAUCACAGGAAAAGAAAAGGAGACCAAGGUUGCCUUUGUCUUUACCGGCCAAGGCGCGCAGUGGUCGGGCAUGGGAAGGGAACUCGUUCACUCCUCAGCGACGUUCCGCGAGGACAUACGAAAUAUGGACAAGGUUUUGCAAUCGUUACCUACGGCACCGAAAUGGACAUUGGAAGAUGUUUUAUGCCGUGACGAUGAAGCAGAAACACUGUCCUGUCACAUUGCUGAACUUGCGCAGCCUCUUUGUACCGCCAUCCAGGUUGCCUUGGUGAAUUUCCUGAGAAAAUGUGGCAUCAAGCCAAGUGCUGUUGUCGGGCACUCGAGUGGCGAGAUCGCCGCUGCUUACGCAGCCGGAGCAAUCGACUAUUCUGAGGCCAUUCUGUGCUCUUACUUUCGCGGCCUCGUAACCACCAAACUACAAUCCGAUGGGAGCAUGGCUGCCAUUGGGCUGGGACGGGACCAUGUGACGGCUCAUCUCGUAGAUGGUGCGCAAAUUGCGUGCGAGAACAGCCCCAAGAGUGUGAGCAUAUCGGGCAAUUCUGAAGCCGUAUGCAAGACUAUGGAGAAUAUAGAGGCCGUAAACAAGGACACGUUUAUGCGAAAGCUCAAAGUCCAGGUUGCGUAUCAUUCCCCCCAGAUGAGCCCAGUCGCCACCAAAUAUGAGGAGAUGAUGAAACCAUACCAUACUGGCACCAAAGCUUGGAAGUGUCCAUUCUACUCCUCCCUGUAUGGCAAGCUUGCCGAUCCCAAAAUGGGGCUUGGUCCAUUGUAUUGGAAAGACAACAUGGUGUCUCCAGUACUCUUCUUUUCUGCGACACGCCAACUCCUCGACGACCUGCCCGAGAUAACCGCCAUGGUGGAAAUCGGGCCACAUCCGGCUCUCCAAGGGCCUGUACGCCAAAUCAUCGAAUCCAAGUCUCCGCAGCCAUCCGUCACUUAUCUUGGUACGCUUGUCAGAGACAAACCCGCACACGAUGCCGUUCUCACCACGCUAGGCCGGCUGUAUACAAUGGGCCAUGAUAUUGACUUUUCCUUUCUAAACCCUGGCGGUUCUGUGGUGGCAGAUUUGCCACGCUACUCUUGGGACCACAAACGAUAUACGUGGACAGAGAGUCGUCUUUCCAAGCACUGGAGAAUGCGGCAGUUUGCUCAUCACGAGCUGCUGGGUAUACGUUGCACGACGCCGUCCGAAUUCGACGCAACAUGGAGAAACGUGUUCCGCCACUACGACAUCCCGUGGCUCAAGGACCACAUGCUGAAUUCAGACAUUGUGUUCCCGGCGGCUGGCUAUGUCGCAAUGAUGGGCGAGGCCAUACGGCAGCUCCUGGGCUCGGAAGCGUACAUCCUCGAAGAUGUCCUUGUCAAGGCGGCCUUGAUAGUGCCGGAGGCAGAGCCGGUGGAAAUAAUGACAACCAUGCGUCCAUUUAGACUCUCUGGAUUGAGUAACUCGUCUACCUGGUACGAGUUGUCCAUUUGCUCCUUGUGCGCCGAUACAUGGGUUGAGCACUGCGUCGCCCGCGGCAAGGCCAGGAGCGAGGGCGGAAACGGCAACAGCAAACAAACAACGACGGCACCCCUGCAGCGCCAGGUGAAUGAGGACUGCUUUUAUAACCGGCUCCAAUACCUCGGUUUCUGUUAUGGGCCGCAUUUUCGGCGACUGCGAGAGCUUACAGCCGACACCGAUAGGCAGCACGCUGUGGGUGCUGUGACUGACACAACGAACAAGAACGAAGCCUUUUACGCGUUGCAUCCGACCACGAUCGACUUGGCUCUUCAACUAAGCGCUUUAGCUGCCUGCCAAGGUAUCGGGAGACGUCUCGACAUACUAGCUGUACCCGUGGAACUGAAGCACAUCAUGGUGUGCCCUGGCGGGCCGGAGCUUGUGCUUGACGCAGUCACGGACACGGACAACAACACGGCAAGCAUCUUGGCCAUGUCAGAAGACACGGGGAAAACCGCUUUGGAAAUUCGAGACGGCAGGUUUCUGCCGUUCAAUAACGGCGGUCUGCAGAAACAGGAGCCCCUUCAUGCGGCGCACGUGGAGUGGCUACCGGAUCUGGACUUGUACGACAAAAUCGACUUCGCGAGAACAAAUGGCAACAGCAGGAAGGUGAACAAGACGCUGGACCAUGCUACCGCAGUUGUUGUCGUUCAAAUGCUCCACGAGCUGGACUCGCUCGGAAUUGACGCCGCAACAACGCCAGGCGACCUCCCAAAGUAUAUCGCUUGGUUGAGGGAGGAGAAGAACAAGUACACCCAAGACGAGGAACUUGCAAGUUUAUUUUCCCUCUCGUCCAAGACGAGAAUAGAGAUGCUCGACUCCCUGCGGAGACAAGUACAAGACGACGACGAUGAAACCAGUCUUGCCUUGGCAAAUAUGUAUGUCAGGCUCGCCACGAGUGAGAACAUUGCGGCGAUUUUCACGGGAAGCAUCAAGCCCUUGCAAAUAUGCCUGGAUGACAAGGGGCUGGAGAGCUUUUACGUCAAUGGCCAGAGUCUGGUCUCGCCCAGGGAUUUCCUCAGACUGUGCACUCAUUCCAAGCCGACUCUGUCUGUUCUCGAGAUUGGCGCGGGGACAGGAGCGACCACGGAGGCCAUGUUGCAAGGUCUAGUGGCCGAGGAUGGGAGGCGAGUAUACUCCAAAUACGUCUUUACUGACAUUUCCAGCGGGUUUUUUGUCUCUGCCAGGGAUAAAUUUGCCAAAUGGGACGGUGUCGCGUACCAAGUGCUUGAUAUUGAAAGCGAUCCAGCUGCGCAGGGCUUUGAGUUGCAAUCAUUCGACCUUAUUGUUGCUUCCAACGUAUUGCAUGUGACAUCUAAUCUUCAUAAAUCAUUGCUCAAUGUCCGAUCACUGUUGAAGCCCGGAGGACGGCUAAUCCUCCAGGAACUGGGCCUUCUACCGGGAUGGUGGGCAGAGAAAGAAGACAGUCGCGAGGCAGGGCCCCUAGUUUCCGUCCAACGAUGGAAUACGGAGCUCCUUUCUGCCGGGUUCAGCGGCACAGAUAUUGUCAAGCUCGACGAUGAGCACCCUUACUCCAUCACCGCUCACAUGACCAGCACUGCACUCGCCGAGGUGAAAGAACCGCUGGGGUUGACGUUUCUCUACAGGCAGGUUCGGCAUGAAUUUGCUUGUAAACUGGCCGAGAAGCUUCACCUUCUGGGUCACCAAGUGCAGUGGGUGCAGUUGGGCUCUGAAGAGAACGACACAAAGGCAGAGUCUACUGGCUGUGACAUCAUUUCCACUAUAGAGCUGGAGGGCAGCUCGUUCAUGGACGACAUUUCAGAAGCCGACUAUGGACACAUGAUGAAGCUUCUUGCCCGCCACAAACGGGGAAUUCUCUGGUUGACUCGACCGGCACAGUUUGCCUGCGAAACACCCGGCUAUGGCGCCACCACGGGACUGAUGCGAUGCGCCCGCACUGAAGUUGGGCUGGACUGCUGGACAGCCGAGAUUGAAGACUUGGAUGACACUGCUUUAGAUUCCGUCUUUGCGCUUUCUCGCAAGUUCUGCCAGCGAGGACCGAUGGAUCGGGGCGUAGAUGCCGAGUAUGCCGUUCGGCGCGAUGGUGUUGUAUACGUUCCUCGAUUCCACUUGGAAUCGACGGAGAACGAGCUCCAACAGCUAUCCGGCGACGACGUUGCCAAGCAGCUAGUCAUUGGGCAACUCGGAUCGGUCGAUACGCUCCACUGGGUAACACAUACAGAACAUUUGGACCUGGCACCCGACGAGGUAGAGGUGGAUAUUCGUUUUGUUGGGUUGAAUUUCAAGGAUCUUCUUACAACCAUGGGUAUUCUUCACGGCCAGAAAGAUUCUCUCGGUUUGGAAUGUAGCGGCGUGGUUACUCGCAAAGGAUCAGCCGUCGAUACUGUCAAUGUCGGCGACCGCGUUUGUGCCAUGGGCUCGGGUCUGAUAAGAACGCGGAAAUGCUUUCCUUCAAAGCUCAUCAUACAGAUCCCAGAUGACAUGACGCUCGAGCAAGCUGCCACGUUGCCAGUCGUGUACGCAACGGUAGUACAUGCAAUUGUCAACAUUGGCCGCCUGCGAAAAGGACAGUCCAUUUUAAUCCAUUCCGCGGCCGGUGGUGUAGGCCAGGCCGCCAUCUACAUGUGCCGAGCUAUCGGCGCCGAGGUUUAUGUCACCGCCGGGACAGAAGAGAAGGUUCAGUUUCUCAUGGAAACGCAUCAAAUUCCCCGUGAACACAUUUUUGACUCGCGGAGCGACCGUUUCCUCGACGGCGUCAUGGGAAUAACCGACGGCAGAGGAGUUGAUCUGGUACUCAACUCAUUGGCAGGUGAUCUCCUCCAAGCCUCGUGGUGUUGUGUUGCAAAACACGGCAAGAUGCUCGAAAUCGGAAAGCGAGAUAUACUGGAGCAUGGGAGACUCGCCAUGGACAUGUUUCAAGGCAACCGAGCAUACUGUGGCAUCGAUCUCUCUGCCAUGGACGAGGAGCAACUCACGCCCUAUGGCAGGUUGAUGGGCCAAUGCUUCAACCUGAGAUACAAGCAACAUCUAAAGCCCAUCGAGCCUGUUCAAACCUUUGGGCCGGACCAGAUUUCUGAAGCGUUCAAGCUCAUGAAAAAGGGUCACCACAUGGGCAAGUUGGUCAUAGCCAUUCCGGAAAACGGGUCGAAAAUACCAGCCAAAACCUCGGACAAGUCAAAACUGUUUUCCGACAAGCCCACAUAUCUCCUGGUCGGCGGUCUUGGAGGACUCGGCAGAGAGGUGGCCCGGUGGAUGAUAGAGAAGGGGGCCAAAAGCCUCUGCUUUCUAUCUCCCUCUGCUGGUAGCAAUCAGCAUGCGGCAUUCAUAAAGGAAUUGGAGUCGCAAGGGUGUAGAAUUACGGCCAUAGCAGGAGAUGUCUCAGAGAUGCAGGAUGUCGAGAGGGCCAUCAGCGCGUCGCCAUCACCGAUUGGAGGCGUCAUGCAGCUUUCUAUGGUGUUGAGGGACUGUGCCUUGAUAGAAACGACAUACCAGGACUGGAAAGCCGUACAGAAUCCCAAGGUCAAGGGAACCUGGAACCUGCACCGCGCUCUUAUCAACACCAAGCUUAAAUUCUUCAUCUUGUUCAGCUCCAUUGCAGGUCUACUCGGGCAUCCUGACCAAGGAAGCUACGCCUCGGCAAAUACAUUCCUCGACUCAUACUGUCACUACCGCCACGGGCUGGGGCUCCCUUGCUCAGUCAUCGAUCUCGGCGGAGUCGACGGCAUCGGCGCCCUCGCUGUCAAGUCCAACAAAAUCAGCCAUUUCAACUCGUUGGGCUUGUUUCUUCUUCAGCAAGACCAUGUGAUGGAGGCUAUAGAAAUCGCACUGCACACGUCUGCCCCUACGUCACUGACAGUAUUGCCCAGGCCUGUUGGUGGGUUUACUUGGAAGCCUCAGAUCGCCAUCGGGCUCGCCUCUGCCCGCGCAUCCUCAAUUCCUGUAAACCUACAGUUAUUCAAGUCUGAUGUGCGUUUUGGCGAAUAUGUCAACCUCGCCGUCGAUGAAGAUCAAAGAGAAGUGAAAAAAGAAGCAAUGUUGCGCGAAGUCCUUGACCAAGUUGAAGCUGAUCCAUCGGUGCUCGACACCCCGGGCACCCUAGAUCGACUCUCUUUGGCCAUUGGCAGCACACUUUUUGAGUAUCUGUCGCUGUCAGAGAAUGAAAUGGACAUCCACGCACCACUUGAAUCUAUUGGUGUAGAUUCGCUCGUGAGUAUUGAGAUCCGUAACUGGUGGCGGAGGACGAUCGGAUUAGAGAUAACUGCUUCCGAGAUUGUGAAGGCGGGCAGCAUUGAGGGACUGGGUAAGUUGUUAGUUACAGGUCUAAGGAAAAAGUACAACAAGGGGUCAGAUCUGCCAUCAGAUGCUGCAAACAAGGCAUCAUCUUGA
This is a messenger RNA of Metarhizium brunneum ARSEF 3297, 7512 nucleotides long. Lineage: Eukaryota; Fungi; Ascomycota; Sordariomycetes; Hypocreales; Clavicipitaceae. The record is from RefSeq and is a predicted model, not a curated record.